Messenger RNA from Xiphophorus hellerii (green swordtail), 3168 nucleotides. It is a transcript of the gene map2k5, whose product is annotated as mitogen-activated protein kinase kinase 5. Gene Ontology annotation, molecular function: ATP binding; protein kinase activity; protein binding. The transcript is spliced from 22 exons. Gene Ontology annotation, biological process: protein phosphorylation. The record is from RefSeq and is a predicted model, not a curated record. Bases 281 to 1615 code for a protein of 444 amino acids. Lineage: Eukaryota; Metazoa; Chordata; Actinopteri; Cyprinodontiformes; Poeciliidae.
GGAUGUUGAUUCGGAAACGCUGUACGUGCUGUUUCCUUAAAAUUAGCUGCCUAGCAAAACAUAUCUUGUGUUCUUACAUAAAAGUUUACUUCGGAGCUCAAAAGAAAAACACAUUUAGUUUCCAGUCUGAGGGUUUCCAGGUGAUAUGUCGCGACAUUUGUGAGUCAGCUCCGUCUUUUACAUUUUCACGUCACUUUAAUUGGGGAGAGGCAUUGCAGGAAAUUAGCUCGCUAGCUUCCUGACAACUGAGGAGGAUUAUGAGGUUCAUGCUUCCGUUUUUAUGCUCAUUUUAAAUCAUCCCGUGGAAAUGGACACCGAGCCGAUAGUAAUCCGUAUAAAGACACCUUUAGGGGACAUGGACUCGUCUGUGGACUAUCCAUCUGUGUUGAACUUCAACGACUUGCUGGUCGCAAUCAGAGACGUGAUGCCUGAAGCCACUGUCACGGCGUUUGAAUAUGAAGAUGAGGUGGGAGACAGAAUUACUGUAAGAAGUGACGAAGAACUCAAAGCUAUGCUGUCAUAUUACUGCAACACAAUGAAUGAACAGCGCAUGAAUGGACAGAUGCCAGACCCGCUACAGAUUUUUCCAAGAGCCGGCAAGACUCCAGGGAUCCGGAACAUACAUGGCCUGAAGGUUAACACGAGACCCAACCCAGCCAACGACUGCACUCAGGUUGUCCCAGACUCCUUAGCCAACAACAGUUUGAAGAAGUCAUCUGCAGAGUUGAAGACGAUCUUGACAAAUGGGCAGAUAAAUGCCCAGGAUCUCCACUAUCAGGAGCAACUUGGCCAUGGAAACGGAGGCACAGUUUAUAAAGCAUACCAUGUCCUCAGCAAGCGUGUUUUAGCUGUGAAGCUUAUUCCUCUGGAUAUUACAGUGGAGUUACAGAAGCAAAUCAUGUCAGAACUGGAAAUCCUCUAUAAGUGCGAUUCGCCCUACAUCAUCACUUUCUUCAGUGCCUUCUUUGUGGAGAACAGAAUUUCCAUAUGUACAGAAUUUAUGGAUGGUGGAUCUUUGGACGUCUACAAAAGAAUACCGGAGCAUGUUCUGGGAAGGAUUGCUGUGGCAGUUGUAAAAGGCCUGACGUAUUUGUGGAGCCUGAAGAUACUUCACAGAGAUGUCAAGCCUUCCAAUAUGCUGGUGAACACCCGAGGACAAGUCAAGCUGUGUGACUUUGGUGUCAGCACGCAGCUGGUAAAUUCUAUAGCAAAAACCUAUGUGGGAACCAAUGCAUACAUGGCACCUGAAAGGAUAUCAGGAGAGCAGUAUGGGAUUCAUGCUGAUGUCUGGAGUGUGGGCAUCUCUUUCAUGGAGUUGGCUCUUGGCAUGUUCCCGUACCCUCAAAUUCAGAAAAACCAAGGAUCUCUAAUGCCUCUCCAGUUACUGCAAUGCAUCGUUGAUGAGGACCCUCCAGUUCUUCCUGUUGAACAGUUCAGUGAAAAGUUCGUUCACUUCAUCACUCAGUGCAUGCGAAAGAACCCAAAGGAGAGACCCGCACCUAAUAAUCUCUUGGACCAUUCCUUUAUAAUCCAGUACAACGACGGGAAUGCGGAGGUGGUGUCCAUGUGGGUCUGUCGCUGUCUGGAGGAGAGGCGAUCUCAGCAGGCUCAGUGACACGUCGGGCGUCCUCCUGCUGUCCAGACGUUACUCACCCGGACAUUUGACACCAAACCAUGAGCACUUACAAAAGCCUUCAGGGCCAAGUACGUCCACAUGCACUGCAUUAAUGACUGGGUAAUAAUUGUUACAUACUUUAUCUGAGAAUCUGUUUAUUUAAAAAGACUCGGCUGACGAAACACGGAGGAGCUCGUAUCCCGGGACGCGUGUCCAGACUUUGUGCAGUCGGAGCUUCGCUGUCUCAAUCUCCAUCUUGUGUAGCAGAUGCUCUCCCAUGUUUUGUUUUUUUUAUUACUAUUAUUAUUAUUCUUGGAGAAUCCAGAAAUCCUGAGAAUUGACUCAAAGGAUCAGAGACAGUAAACAGCUUCGCAAAAAGACCACGAGUGGCCGGCGGGGUCUCGCUUUGCUGAGCACGGCCUUCAAGUGAAUGUCAAGGUUUCCUCCUGUGAGUAACUGCCCGUCUUCUGUGCCUGGUUUUCAUGUGCUUUCAUUUAUUACCUCAGCAACUUUAAGUUGUCAUUUGAUAUUUGCUAAAAAAAAAUAAAGAAAGAAAGAAGGAAAGCUCCUAUUUGUGCUUUUGGUCCAGAACAAAUGUUUCUCUUUAAACCCAACGGAGAAAAGAAAAAGAUACCAAUGGAUGUUUUUUUUUUGCCUCUGUGUGUUUUGUGACAUUUUGUCGUCAAGAGACCAAAUCGCUCUCAGAGGUGUGUGUGCAACACAUUUGUUUGACUUGCUAAUCAGCAAGCUCACCAGCUCUCCACGAACCAAGAAGAGGAUCACGCACAUUUCUCACUCGACACCUUUUUCAAUCCGCCUCCGAGGCACUGGCGUUCAUCUGCCUCUGACUGUCAUGGCCGCUCGUUUCAGAGACACAUUUCGUCUCUGAAACCUUUGGAAGCCGCAGACCAAGACAGGCAUCAGUCUCAUGAUUUUAGUAUUCAGAAGCAGCGCUAAUGUGCUAUAAUAUAAGCUCAGAAGGGUAAAAAAAAAAAAAAAAACUCAACUGGACUUUAUUUCAGUUUAAGCUAGUUUAACCUAUUUUUUCCUCAUUUUUUUAAUCAAAGCACUGAAGUUAUUGUUUGGGAGGAAGUAAUUUACCAAGCAGGAUCCUCUCACAUGAGCUCCCAAUUGUUUUAAGUCAACAGAAUAAAACUCUAUAUAUGUGUAGACUCGUAUGUUUUAAGGAACAUAUGAUCCCGGUCAUUUUCUGGUAACAGUUGGCAAAAUUAUUAUAGCAAAUUAAAACAGUCAGAAAAAAAGAAACAGUUUUCUGUGACGUGGUAAUGAAAGCAACACCUCUUUGUGAUUAUUUUUAAUCUGCCAUGAAAGCGGCCUUUGUUUUUCUUACCUGUUCAGUCUGCUGACAGUAAGCACCACCUUUCUACUCUUUUUAAUGUUUUUUUUUUCCCCACAUCAAAACCACAGAGCCUUAGAAAAGUGUUGAUUCAGCAGAAUUAUUAAUGCUGUGAUGUUACUGACGGCCUUUUUUGUCUAGUUGUUAAUGUUGGCACAUACUCCAGAUAUACUAAAUAAAAUAUAUUUAAAUUGUU